This is a messenger RNA of Clarias gariepinus (North African catfish), 1202 nucleotides long. It is a transcript of the gene ccdc59, whose product is annotated as coiled-coil domain containing 59. Bases 87 to 842 code for a protein of 251 amino acids. The record is from RefSeq and is a predicted model, not a curated record. Gene Ontology annotation, cellular component: nucleus. The transcript has 4 exons. NCBI's taxonomy places the organism in Eukaryota, Metazoa, Chordata, Actinopteri, Siluriformes, Clariidae.
UACGUCAUAACUAUGCGACGGUCCUCAUGUGGCAUGGCUAGGUUUGUGUGUCUGCUUUGGUUCUAAGUGAUUUUGACUGUUUUGAAAUGGCGCCUGUAAAUCCACAUUUUAAAGGCAAACCUUCAUUUAAAGGCAAAAACACGAAAAUAUAUCGUGCAGAUGGUCAUCCGUCAGCUGUUAAUAAAAAGAAAAAAGCAUGGAAUCAAGGGAACAAGAUUUUCCAGGGAAGUUUACAAGAAGGUAAGGGCUUUGCCUUCCAGAGGAAGCAAAAAGUACAACAAGAAUACAAGAAACUACUGCGAAAGGAGAAAUGGAGAAUGAAGGAUUCCAAGCCGAAUCUAGAAGAAGAAUACCCCGAGCACCUGAGGCACCUCUACCAGGCCGAACAGGAGAGACUGAACAAAGAAGAGCAAAUGAACAAGGAUCGCAGGAAGCAAGGAAGAUGUGUUGAUGAAGGUUUAAACGAUGAGUCUGACUUGUCCAGCUCUGUCAAAAGGACUUCUGAGACAGGAAUCCCUGAAUCAGGUGCUUCACUGAAUGAAGGACCACAGACGUCACAGACUGAGAGUUCUGAUCAGGACCAGCUCAGGAAAAAGAAAUGGAAGAAAAUGUCUUCCAACCAGAAGAUGUUGGAAGAAUAUAAAAGGAAAAAAGAGGAACGAGAACGUAAAAGAGAGGAAUACUUGAAAGACAAAGCAGAGAGAGAGGAGGCUCUGAAAAGGUACAAGGAAAAGAAAAUGGCUACUUAUCAGAUGCUGAAGAAGAAGACGAAAAAGGGUCAACCCAACCUGAAUCUGCAGAUGGAGCUGCUGCUUCAGAAAAUCCAGGCUCAGAGAAAAUAACCAGAUUUCCUGCAACCUGCUAUUUAAAGCCAUAAAGUGUAAUUUAUGAGUCUUGCAGGCAGAGAGAGAGAGAGACCUGGAAAUGUGUUUAUACUAUACAGAGACUGGAACUGAAUAAUGUAUACUUCUACAUUAAUCUCUCUGUGAUGAUUAUGAAUCAGCAGACGGAGAUGUCCUGGGUGUUUAUGAACUGCUCGAUGCAUUUGGGAUAAAAUGUAGAUCUGUGUGAUUGUUGAAUUUUUCAGAAACCUUUAUUUGUAGUUUAUUUUAAGUUUAUGAUCUUGGAUUUAAUGAGAGAAAACUUUAAUGUAAAUGGAGCUAGUUAUCUUUUUUGAAAUAAAAGUACACUUUACCACUUAA